CAAUGCGAACAAAACUCUCACCUAGAAAUGGUGACGACCCCCUCGGAUGAAAAUAAUCCCGUUAGCUCAGCCGUUCAGGCGGCAAAUUUUGAUAUGCAGCUUCGUUGUGCCGUCACGGAACUUAAUCCAAAUUACGACUUCAUUACUGCCAAAUAUCCAGAACAGCAGCUGAGGGAGAUUCCGAGAAAUAAACUGAAAUUGAUACGACUACUUGGGCAAGGCGCCUUUGGAGAAGUGUACGAAGGGACAUUGAAAAACAUGUGUGCUAACGUCAGUGAAUUAUCAGUUGCAGUGAAAACGCUGCCAGCAUUGAGUACCCAACAAGCGGAAACAGAUUUUAUGAUGGAAGCUGUGAUUAUAAGCAAGUUUAUGCACAAGAACGUGGUGAAGUGCCUAGGGGUUUGCUUUGAGGAACACCCAAGGUACAUCAUUCUAGAACUCCUAGAAGGGGGUGAUCUCAAAACAUUCCUUAGGGACUCUAGGCCAAAAACGGACCAACAUUACUUCCUUAGUAUGAAGGAACUCGUCCAUCUUUCGUUAGAUGUCGCUAACGGAUGUCGUCAUCUAGAAGAAAAACACUUCGUACACAGAGAUAUAGCGGCAAGAAACUGCUUGUUAACAACACGUGGAGAAGGUCGUAUUGCAAAAAUAGCAGACUUCGGAAUGUCUAGAGAUAUCUACAGGUAUUAA
This is a messenger RNA of Dreissena polymorpha, 690 nucleotides long. RefSeq names its product ALK tyrosine kinase receptor-like. Bases 28 to 690 code for a protein of 220 amino acids. Lineage: Eukaryota; Metazoa; Mollusca; Bivalvia; Myida; Dreissenidae. Gene Ontology annotation, biological process: protein phosphorylation; regulation of neuron differentiation; multicellular organism development. The record is from RefSeq and is a predicted model, not a curated record. Gene Ontology annotation, cellular component: signaling receptor complex. Gene Ontology annotation, molecular function: transmembrane receptor protein tyrosine kinase activity; ATP binding. The transcript has 6 exons.